AUGACUUCGAAAUCAAAACCAACCAAGGGUCGUAAACCCGAAAAAAUCCAGCAUCCAGACUCACGCGUUGCCGCUCAACAUGUUCGGCGUGCUGCUCGCAAAGAUCGAUUAGCCGACCUGCGGUCGAAAGCAAAAUCAAAGGCGGCAACGAGGCUUGAGUUUUACAGUUUUAUUCAGAGUCGCUUGCCUCCAGACUCAACAUAUCUGUCGCUCCCGGAGAUUCAUGCCAUUCUCGCCGUCUGGGUAUCUCGACACGGUGCAGAAAUCUCUUUGGAGCAAACAGCCCGUCGGAAAGGCAGACCGAAGAGUGCUAAGGAAACAAAGUUGGAGGAAGUUCAAUUGCGGGAAGUAGAGAACUAUAAAACUGGGGUUGAGAUUCCUGACUUGACAGACCGAGACAUGCUCCAGAAAUUUCGACAGUGGGAUAUGAAGUCGCUCGGUUACGCCCAUACUCUGAGAUUCAUACGCGUUUCCAGCUUACAACAAGACAUGGCCGUUGUUUCCCGGCCACCAACAGCAACCGGGCACGAGGCCAACGACGAUGAAGCACCGCAGCUUCUAGAUGACCAAAUGGACGAAACAUAA
Molecule: messenger RNA, 585 nt
Organism: Mycena indigotica
Lineage: Eukaryota; Fungi; Basidiomycota; Agaricomycetes; Agaricales; Mycenaceae
Exons: 2
Coding region: 1-585 (194 amino acids)
Cellular component (GO): nucleus
Source: RefSeq, a predicted model, not a curated record